AUGGGUCCAUCUACUUCCACACUCCCAACCUUCAUCACCAACCUCGCUACUCGCUUCUCUUUGAAGGACUUAGGUAACUUAUCCUACUUUCUUGGUGUUGAAGUUCUCCCGCAUUCACAUGGCUUACUUUUUAGUCAAAAGAAAUUCAUAAAUGAUAUUCUGAACAAAGCUAAAAUGACAGAUGCUAAACCGGUUCCGACUCUUAUGAUUACUCAUCCUCCUCUCAAUCUAACUGAUGGUACACCUCUUCCAAACCCAACCGAAUAUAGAGCACUUGUGGGCAGCCUACAAUACCUUUCCCUUACUAGAACGGAUGUCUCUUUUGCUAUCAAUCGACUUUCUCAGUAUCUGCACAAGCCCACUGAUGUUCAUUGGGCUGCACUCAAAAGGUUACUUCAAUAUCUAAACGGUACUUUUCAUCAUGGGCUCAUCUUCCACCGUUACUCUCCUAUACAAAUUCAUGCAUUUUGUGAUGCUGAUUGGGUAGGAGAUAGGGAAAAUUACAUAUCUACAACAGGUUACAUUAUUUAUUUGCGUCGAAAUUCCUUAUCUUGGAGUUCAAAGAAGCAAAAGAGCUUAGCUACAUCCUCGACCGAGGCUGAAUUUUGA
Messenger RNA from Chenopodium quinoa (quinoa), 609 nucleotides. RefSeq lists its product as uncharacterized. The transcript has a single exon. The coding region runs from base 1 to 609 and encodes 202 amino acids. Lineage: Eukaryota; Viridiplantae; Streptophyta; Magnoliopsida; Caryophyllales; Amaranthaceae. The record is from RefSeq and is a predicted model, not a curated record.